Messenger RNA from Aureococcus anophagefferens, 2598 nucleotides. RefSeq lists its product as hypothetical. The record is from RefSeq and is a predicted model, not a curated record. The coding region runs from base 1 to 2598 and encodes 865 amino acids. The transcript is spliced from 3 exons. Lineage: Eukaryota; Pelagophyceae; Pelagomonadales; Pelagomonadaceae.
AUGCCGUACGUCUUCCACGACGUCACGGGUUCGCUCAUCAACGUCGGCGUGGGCAUCCUCAUGAAGUGGAUGCUCGGCAGCGACGAUUUGGUGUGGCUCGCCCCGUUCAUGGCGCGGGGCCAGGCGCGGCACAAGUGCCGCAUGGCGUUCAAGUACGUCGUCUCCGUCGCGUUCCUCACGCUCGUCGCCUGCGGGCUCGGCGCCAUCGUCACGGCGACGGCGACGAGCGGCUCCGGCGACGCCGCGGACGAGGCCGUGGGGACGAUCGCGGGCGCCCUCCUCUUCGCCUACGCCGUCCACUUGGCGCGCGACGAGGGCUACUUCGAGCGCUGCGCGCCGGAGAAGGGCGGCGGCGGCGGCGGCGGCGACGAGGCGCCGAGCCGCAUCGAGGCCGCGCUCGCGACGUCGCUCAAGAGCGCGAGCGACGCGUUCGACGGCGUCGCGGACGUCGCGCUCUGCGGGUCCGGCGAGGCCGGCGACGGCCAGGCGCUGCUCAAGGACCCGGACCGCGCGGCGAAGGCGCAGAAGGACAUCGUCGUCGUCGCGUUCCUCGGGUCCUUGGACGACUUCAUGGUCUACUUCGCGCUUUCGCUCUCGGGCAAGAUCACGUGGCUCGAGCUCUUCCUCGGCGUGACCAUCGGCGCCGUGGCCAUCGCCCUCGUCGUCGGCACGCUCCUCGAGGCGUCGGAGGCGCUCUCCGACCUCGUCGAGAACGUGCCCGUGCCCCUCGUCCUCGCGCUCGUCGCCGUCUACAUCGUCGCCCGCCGCACUCUGCGCUGCAACGCCAUGGCCCACCGCGGGCGGCGCAUCCUGUCGCUGCUACCGAGCGCGACGGAGAUCGUCGGCGGCCUGGGCCUCGAGGACUGCAUCGUCGGCGUGACCCACGAGUGCAACCCCGACUUCAUCGGCGGCCUCCUCGCGCGGGGCGUGCCGCGCGUGACGUCGAGCGCCAUCGACCCGCACGCGCUGCCGCAGGGCGAGAUCGACGGCAUGGUCAAGGCGUCGCUCGGCGCGGGGCUGAGCCUCUACGGCGUCGACGAGGCCCUGGUCCGCGCGGCGGCGCCGGACCUCGUGCUCACGCAGAUGCUCUGCGCGGUCUGCGCGCCGUCCGCGGACGACGUCGGCGCGGCGUGCGCGAACGUCUUCCCGGCGGGCCGCGGCGCGCCGGAGAUCUUGAACCUGGAGCCGCGCGACGUCGCGGGCGUCGCGGAGACUUUUGGUGCGCCGACGGUGCUCCUGCUCGAGUGGCUCGAGCCGCCCUUCGACGGCGGCCACUGGGUGCCGGAGCUCAUCGCGACGGCGGGCGGGAUCCCGGCGCGCAACGCCGAGGGCGGGCUGAGUCGGGGCAUGGCCUGGGACGACGUCUACGAAGCGGACCCGGACGUCGUCCUCGUCGCGUGCUGCGGCUUCGACCUCGCGCGCAACGCCGCGGACGCGCGGCUCCACGGCGACAGGCUGUCGAAGCUCCGCGCGGCGCGGGAGGGGCGCCUCUUCGCCGUCGACGGCGACCGCUACUUCGCGCGGCCGUCGCAGUCCCUGGCGGCGGGCGCGGCGCUGGUGGCGCGGUGCGCGCGGCACUGGGAGCCCGGCGUCGCCGACCUCGAAGCGGCGCUCGGCGACUUCCUGCCCGCGGAGGGCGCCGGCUGGGAGCGGCUCGACCUCGCCCGCGCGGCCGUCCGCGCGGACGCGCGCGCGCCGUCGGCGCUGACCGCCGCGGGCGUCGACGACGACUUCGCGGCCGACGGCUGGGCGGCGGCGCACGCGGUCGCCGUCGCGGAGGGGCGGAGCUGGUACGAGGACCCGGCGACGGGCUACCGCGUCAUGACGUCCGCGAAGCACGCGGAGCGCGGCGCGUGCUGCGGGAGCGGCUGCCGCCACUGCCCCUUCGAGCACGCGAACGUCGAGGACCGCGCGGCGCGCAUCUCGCAGCCCGCCUGGCUCGCGAACCCGCCGCCGGCGGCGGCGGACCCCGUCACCGUGCUCUUCUUCUCGGGCGGCAAGGACUCGCUCCUGGCGCUGCGGCGCCUCGCGGCCGCGGGGCGGGACGUCGUCUUGCUCACGACCUUCGACGCGGGCGAGCGGCGCGUCGCGCACCAGGAUGUUGGGAUCGAAGAUAUUGUGAAACAGGCAACCCACCUGGGCCUGCCCCUGCUGGGCUGCCCGCUCCACCGGUCGAGCGGUAGAGCCUAUGUGGACCACGUCGCGGCCGCGCUCGAAUUGGUCGGCGCGCCCGUGCGGUCCCUCGCGUUCGGCGACCUCCACCUCGACCACAUCCGGGGCUGGCGCGAGGACGCGCUGGCGCACCUGGGCUUCGACCUCGAGUUCCCCCUCUGGCACGCGGCCUACGACGAGCUCGCCGCGGACCUCGCGGCGUCGCGGGUACCCUGCGUCGUCUCCGCGGUCACCGUCGACGACGCGCCGGUCGCCGUCGGCGCGGCGUACUCCGCGGACGUCGCGGCGGCGUGCGCGGCGGCGGGCCUCGACGCCUUCGGCGAGCGCGGCGAGUUCCACACGCUCGCGCGCGUCUGGGACGUGCCCCGGCACACGGCGCUCGGCGUCCACCCGAAGAUCGCCUGCGCGCCCAAAUUCAGUUUCUAA